Molecule: messenger RNA, 1917 nt
Organism: Tetranychus urticae (two-spotted spider mite)
Lineage: Eukaryota; Metazoa; Arthropoda; Arachnida; Trombidiformes; Tetranychidae
Product: putative ATP-dependent DNA helicase HFM1
Source: RefSeq, a predicted model, not a curated record
AUGAAAAUAGUGAAAAAAGUAAUUGGUUUUUCUUUCCCUGAAUCUCUUAGUGAUUUCUUCUGUUUACAAAAGCUUAAUCUUAAGCUUCCUGAAUUGAUCAACCAAUAUUCCGAGGAACGAACAACUUUAAUUUUCACUUGUACAAGAAAAGAUUGUCAAACAACUGCUGAAUUCUUGUCUCAAAACUGUCCAUUCAACUACAAGCCAUUUCAAAGGGAUAAGUUUGCCAUACUUUCACAAUCUAUUGAUAACAAUAGAUUGAAAGCUACUCUACUCAAAGGAAUCGGUUUCUAUCAUGCAGGCCUUUCUCCAGAUGAUCGACAAAAACUUGAAAUAGCUUUUUUAAAUGGAGAAAUUCGUAUUGUAGUUGCAACAAGUGCUCUUGCCUCGAGUGAAGACCUUUCUGCUCACCUGGUCAUCAUCAAAGGAACUAAUUAUUUUAUCAAUGGAAGCUCUGUUGAAUAUGAAGAGUCUACUGUAUUGCAGAUGUUGGACAUAGCGGGUAAAUCAGAGCUUGAUGACUGUGGAUGUGCCAUCAUUUUAACUAGAAAAGAAAACGAGACAAAAUAUAAAAGACUAGUCGCAGGUGAAAAGAUGAUUGAAAGUAACAUCUAUAAUUUUUUUUCAGAAAUUUUUAUGACUGAAAUCGAAAGGAAUGCGAUUUGUUGUUUGAAUGAUGCUGUUGAUUGGGUUCGGUCAACUUUUUUUUAUAUACGAAUUCACAAAAAUAAGCAAUAUUAUGGUUUGGAUCCAAACUGCACAGAGGAGCAAGUAGACCAAAAAUUAAAAGAGAUCUGCAUUAAAGAGCUGAAUAGCUUUAAAAAGUACGAGUUGAUUGAAGUAAAUGCCGAUGGAACUAUUCAAGCUACAAAUAUUGGCCGACUGAUGGCUGAUCAUUCGAUAUCAACUCAAGCAAUGCAACAAUUUUUGAAACUUAAAGGGAAUGAAAACUUAUACGAUUUACUUACCGUUCUAACCAAAUGCAAAGAUCUCAACCAAUCCGUCAUCUUAAAGACUGCAGAUGAAAGAGUUUUAAGUAAAUUCAACACUUUUUCAAACUAUAAUCGUGUGAUACGCUUUCCAUUAUCAGGUCCGAUAAAAAGCAAUGAAAUGAAAAUUAACGUGCUCAUUCAAGUAGUUCUUGGUUGUAUUCCACUUCCCGAAGAUUUCCCUCUGCUACAAAAAAUUGACGAAAUGAUUAAUAUUUGUCAAAUACUCAGCAACUGUUUGAUGGACAUUGCUUUCAUCAAAGCUACAAAUCUGCCCUUCUUAUUAAACUGCAUCAUUCUGGCUAAGUGUUCAAAAGUUGGACUUUGGGAAAACUCGAGGUAUGUUUGCAAUCAAAUUAACGGAGUCAACUCAAAAAUCGCUCGCAAACUAGCCAACGCUAAUUUUUGUUCGUUUGAGAAAAUUGAACACGCUGAUCCAAGACUGAUCGAGAACGUUUGUCAAUGUGAUAUUACCUUUGGUGAUCAUGUUAUUCAAGAAAUAAAAAGAAUCCCAAAAUACGAAGUUACUAUUGAAAAUACCCAGAUAACAUCAGUUGAUUACUCGCAAACAAUUAGGAUCAAAGUUAAUCUUACCAAUUGGGAGGUUAUUGCAAAUGACACUGAUAAACUGGGAAAACUUAGUUGUAUACUAUUAAUUGGUGAUCAAGACAAUGCAAUUUUAGUAAAAGAAAGGAUAUUUACUCAACAUUUAAUCAAGCUGACUGGAGUUUAUGAAAAAGAUUUCCCAAUUCCAGCCUCAGCAGCAUCCAUUUUCAUUCACUUUAUUGACGAGUUUUAUGUUGGAACUGAUAUUUCAUUGGAAUAUUUUCCGAAAUAUCUUUUAUCUCAUGAACAAAACAGCAUUCGGAAAAUUCAAGAAAUCAAACAAUUUGAUGACAUUUUCAAUGUAUCAUGCAAGCUGGAAUAA